AUGGUUCUUCCAAGCAUCAAAACCAACUUAGUGGAUGUCAGUCAACAAAUCAAAGGAUCCUGUCGGUUUCUAUUCAAGAAUGAGUUGGAACAGCCAUCUGGAAGUUUCAAGCUUAGAGGUAUGAGUCAACUUAUAGCUACCUCUAUUGAGAAAGCCAAGGCCGACGGUCAAGUACCUCAUAUCUUUUCAUCUUCAGGUGGAAACGCUGGGUUAGCAUCUGCUUACGCUAGUAGGUACCAUAACGUACCAUGUACUGUGGUUUUACCUGUAACUUCUCAGCAGGUGUCCAUAGAUAAGUUAGAAAGCUAUGGAGCCAAGGUUGUGGUUCAUGGAGCACACUGGGGCGAAGCAGAUGCAUACCUUAGAGAAACGGUCAUCAAAGAAGCUCCAUCAGAUAUAUAUCCAGUUUACUGUCACCCAUUUGACAACCCAGUGCUUUGGGAUGGCCAUGGACAGUUGGUGGACGAGAUCUCUGAGCAGCUCACUGAGCAGAAGAUCGAUCCAGAGAAGGUGAAAGGCAUAGUGUUGAGUGUUGGAGGCGGUGGGCUAUACAAUGGAGUCUGCGAGGGACUCAGAAGGAAUCCUAGUCUUAGCAAAGUACCCAUAUUGGCCAUGGAAACGUACCAAACACCAGCAUUUGGCGAGGCACUCAAAGCAGGUAAGGUUGUAACCCUUGCAAAGUUAGAGACAAUUGUACACUGUCUUGCAGCUCCAGCCAUAUCGAAAACAGCUUUAGACAAUCACAAAGCACAAAAGACCUUUGCCAGACAGAUAGACGAUUUAGAGGCAGUUGGAGGUGCCAUCGACUACUAUGACAAGAUAGGUGGAUUGGUAGAGCCUGCUUGUGGAGCGGCUAUAGCCACAGCAACCAGAAGACAAGAUUUGUUGAGUGUAUUUGGAGACUUGACAGAAGACGAUGUUGUUAUCUUUUAUGAGCAGCUCGUGGCUCCCAAGUGGAACAGCUCAGCGGCCAGUCUCCCGGCCGAAGCCGAGGAACACCAAAAUAGCAACACCACAUUGGAUCCCAUGAAUUCCUCUGAGCCUCUGCUUGCUAAACCCAGCCCUGCUAGUGAAGUGCACACUUCAGCUUCUACUGGUGACCUUGAGGGUAAGGGUAAAAUUAAGAGCACCAGUCCGAGGAAAAGGUCUGCUCUUUCCAAGCCUUUGACCCUGAAAGCUUCCACAACCUCUUUGGUGUCUAUGAGUAAGGGCAACUGGCUCAGCUGGGGACCCAAGGGAAGAUUGGACUCCGAUGAUGAUAAUAAAGACGAAAAGAAGGAUGAGAAUGACGAGAACGAUGAUAAUGAGGGAGAUCUGGGUGACAGUAAUGAAGAUAAUGAUAGCAAUAAUGACGAGAUAGACGAUCAUGUUUCAAACUCCAAUGCAAACCGCAAGAAACUGUGGAGUUUCUGGAACGGGGGGUCAACUGCUUCCAAUGGAUCUAACGGAUCGGAUUCUAACGAUUCAAAGGGACGCAAAGAACCCGAGAAACCACUGUCUGCUACGAAUGCUAUUGUCAGUUCCACGCCUUCUAUCCCAUCUAAGGAUGAUCUUUUUGGAGGAACCAACGAAAGUACUAAAGAGCAAGCAGCCGAGUCCCAAGAUGGGGGAGACGCCACUGUAACGUCUCAACCAGAUCAAUCUAAGCCAGAAGAUGACGCUGUUUUGUAUAAACCUCACGACUCAGCAAAACAGUUCCAGAAGAUCAACACACAUAAGAACGAGAAUCUUAAGGAAAACAUCAUUGUUCCAGAUUGGCGUUCUUGCUUGCAUCACCAGAGUUCUCAUAGACCUCGUUCGACGCCAGAUAAUUUAUCCAGUGUACCACAAUCGUUUGAUAUCAAGAAUUGGAAGGGCUUCUUAUCUCAUUUAUCAUCUCGCUUUGGGUUCGGAAACCAAGCACAAGGUGACGAACAGGAAGAGACUGCCGAAGGUGAAACUCCACAGUCAACGAAAGAGAGAGAAUUUGUCUCCAUCAGCGAGAGGAGUUAUAAACUUUACGGAAGAUCGCUUUCGAAGCUUUCUCACCAUAAAUCUGCUUCCUUACCAUCUUAUAGCCAGCAAUACGAUGCUGGACAAGAGCAAUCAUCUAAGAGACACAAAAGACUGUCCGAAGAGGAUGAUGAGAAUGAACCUAUUUCAAUCACCAACGAUGCACUGGGAAAUCUUUUGAUCAACAAUCGGUCUCCGCAACCAUCCAAAUCGUCCAGUCAACAGGAUUUCAAUUCGAAGGCCGGACCUUCAAGAAAGAUCAAAAAGAUCCUUAUUAUUGGUGUCCAUGGCUUUUUCCCCACUAGAAUGAUCAGACCACUUAUUGGUUCACCAACAGGGACAUCUUUGAAGUUUGCAAAUGAAGCAGAGAAGGCAGUCAUUCGUUUCUGCGUUGAAAAUGACUUGAUUGACAGCGUGAGUAUUCAGAAAAUUGCACUUGAAAAGGAAGGAAAGAUCUUCGACAGAGUCGAAUUCUUUUUUGAGAUUUUGAAGAAAUGGGAAAGAGAACUUAACGAAGCCGAUUUUAUUUAUAUUGCAUCGCAUUCACAGGGUUGUGUCGUUUCUAUCAUUCUCUUUGCCAAGCUCAUAAAGCUGGGAGUUCUCAAGAAUCCUAAUUACAAGAGAAUUGGUCUUUUGGGUAUGGCUGGAAUCAAUAAUGGACCAUUUUAUGGUAGUGACAAGACCUUUUUCAUGAAGGCAUACUCGGCAAUCGAACACAACUCUUUGAAUGAACUUUUCGAGUUGACAAAAUUUGACAGCAAGCAGUCGGUAACUUACAAAGAAUCGAUGCAAACCAUAAUUGAUGCCAACGUCAAGAUUUGUUUCAUUGGAUCGAUCAACGAUCAGUUGGUUCCGUUGUACUCGGCACUUGCAUCUCACAUUUUCCAUCCCAACAUUUACAGAGCAUGCUACAUUGACCAUUCUUCCAAAACUCCUGCCUUUAUCCAGAAGCUCGUUUCGCUCUGCUGCCAAUUACAGAACCUUGGAUACUUCGACAAUAAUGUUAUCAAAGAGGUUAGUACUGUAUUGGCAGGCCCUCUUACUGGAGGUGGACACUCAAAGAUCUACAAUGACGGUAAAGUUUAUGACUUGGCAAUAAAGUUUGCUUUGUGCACUGACGAUUUGGUGGUGCCUUCAAACACGCCCAUCCUGACACUGCCGGAAAAUUCCAAUACGGGAGCCCUCAUCAAAGCACCCAUCAGUAACCAGAUCUACGUGAAAGAGUACAAUAUCAGCAAGAUAGAGAAGAAUUGGCCUGUGUCUGAUGGCGCCAUUACGGUUGGGCAUGCGCUGGAGCUAAGAAAAAGUGGAGUCGAGGAAAUAGACGAGCUUUACGAUCUGUUCGACCGCUGGAAGCCUGACAGCAAGGUUUUGAAAGACCUCAAGUUCAGACUUAACGGUAUACGCGCUAGUAAGCUCUAG
Candidozyma haemuli is the source of this 3414-nucleotide messenger RNA. RefSeq lists its product as uncharacterized. Gene Ontology annotation, biological process: amino acid metabolic process. The transcript is spliced from 3 exons. Gene Ontology annotation, molecular function: pyridoxal phosphate binding. NCBI's taxonomy places the organism in Eukaryota, Fungi, Ascomycota, Pichiomycetes, Serinales, Metschnikowiaceae. Bases 1 to 3414 code for a protein of 1137 amino acids. The record is from RefSeq and is a predicted model, not a curated record.